Molecule: messenger RNA, 5433 nt
Organism: Naegleria gruberi
Lineage: Eukaryota; Heterolobosea; Eutetramitea; Acrasida; Naegleriidae
Exons: 1
Coding region: 1-5433 (1810 amino acids)
Source: RefSeq, a predicted model, not a curated record
AUGUGGUCGUCUUCAAUGGUAUAUUGUGUUCUUAUUUUAAUGUUGAUAAUAUACUUUAUUGAGGCUACGGAAUCAACAAUAACGUGCAAUAACAUUGAUAGCAACUUGAGUAAUGUUUGCUCAGGAAAUGGAAUUUGUAUUUCCAAUAAUGUUUGUUCGUGUUAUGUUGGUUUUGAUGGAGCUGCUUGCGAUACACCAAGAACUAUUCAGAAUUUAUUUGCAGGAUACUCUGUCUUAUCAAGAAAUUCUUCAAUAUCAUCCAACAAAAUAAUUAAUUUAUUUGGAAAUGUUGCAAACACUCCCUCAUCGUCUCAACUCUAUACUAAUUUCAAUAUAACAUCAGGUAUUACACAUGAUGGAGAUGUCUAUGCUUCUCAUUACAUUAACCAAGCAGAACAAUACUUUAAACAAUUAGACAACCUUCCUUGCGAUUUUACUCUGAGAUCAUCUCCCCGUAUUGGUAGAAUUGAGGUUCGUUAUGGAGGUGUUGGUUGUUUUGAGGCUGGUUGGACUGGUCCAUCAACAGUGGUUAUUAAGGGCUCUCAACGAGUAGUUUUCAAGAUUAAGGGUAAUUUCAUUACCAAUGAAAUAACCUUUGCUCUCUCCAAAUGUGCCUCAGAGAAUAAUAUUUACUGGCUUGUGAAUGGUAAUACAAAGAUAACUAACAAUUUUAAGGGAAUUCUGAAAACUGCUGGAAAGGUCGAUAUCACUAAUGCUAACAUUGAUGGAACAUUGUUCAUUAAUAAUACCUCUGCGACUUUUACAAAUGUAACCUUUGGACCUGUCUCCACAUUUGAUCCAUAUCAGUCAUUAACUAACUCUGAGUGCUCUCUUUCUUCUUGUUAUGGAAUCCUUUCCAAUGAAACAUCUGUUUGUGCUGGUGUAGGUUUAUGUUACGAUGACAAUGCCUGUUUUUGUCCAUUGGGAUAUGGACAAGAUUGUUCAUUACCUUUGUGUUAUGGAGUGCUUCAAAACUCUGCUAGCGUAUGUUCUGGCAACGGUAAUUGUACAGGACCAGAUACAUGUGAAUGCAAAGAAGGUCAUCUGGGAUUGAAUUGUUCAAUUUCUCUCCCACCUUGCUAUGGAAUUGGAAAUGAUACCAGUCGCAUUUGCUCAGGUGUUGGAAAUUGUACAUCGAAAGGAGUGUGCAGUUGCCCUGAUGGAUAUGGAUUUGAUUGCUCAGUACCCAUUUGUAAUGGAGUGCUUGCCUACAACAAAGCAUGCAGUUCUCAUGGUACAUGUAUUGCCCCUAACAGUUGCUCAUGCUCAUCUCAUUAUCAUGGAGACAAUUGUGAGCUUACUACAUGUUUCGAUAUUCCAUCAGAUAAUUCCACGACUUGUUCUGGAAAUGGUGACUGUAUAGAUUACAAUCGCUGUAGAUGUUUUGAUGGGUAUCAAGGAAGUGAUUGUGGUCAGUUGACAACUACAAUAAUCUACGAAAAUAUCACAAUCUAUGAGAAUGAAACCAUAUGGAUUGAAUAUAACACCACAGAAUAUAUCAAUGAAACUAUAUAUAUUCGUCAAAAUCAAACAGAUGUAGUAAUUGAUGAUGGUGCAAUUAUAUUUACACCAAACCCUACAGGAUCUAAUCCAAUUACUUUCAACACAACUAGAGUCAAUGUCACUAUUAUUACCUACUAUAAUGCAACCUCAAAUUCUACUACCACAGUGACAACAACUACAACAACUGUUGUCGUGUAUACCACAAUAGUGUGUAGUAAAUCCCUUAAUUGUUCCAAUCAUGGAGAAUGUAAUUCCAAUGGAGCUUGUACUUGCUAUUCAAACUUUGAUACUGGUUUUUGGUCAGGUUCUAGUUGUAACACUUGUAGAGAUGGAUUCCAUGGUAAUAAUUGUGCUACAAAGGUUGUUGGACCUGCUUACAUAUCCAAUGAUUUCACAGGAGUUACGUUUUAUCUUUAUGCACCAAACUCUUACACAAGUAAUCAAAUAAGCUGCAACAAACUAUUACAUCCUGAUGAUAUCAGUAGUAACAUGUUUGGAGAUGCAAGCAAAAUACAAUGUAGCUAUGUAGAUAGGGCUAGCUACUUGUUUAUGAUUACUUUUGGGUCUAAUGAUUAUGUAUUUAAUGCUGGUGCGUCUAACUUACGUAUUAACACUCAUGUAUUUGAUCAGAGUGCAGGUUCUGCAGAUUAUCUUUCAAUGAUUAUCAAUCUACCACAAGGAUUUUCUGGUCCAGUAGCCAAGAUUUCAAUGGCGUUUACUUCAACAUACAGCUCUUGCGAAGAAAUUGUAAUUGAUGGUUCAGGAAGUACUGCACCAUAUGGAGGUAGUCUUACAUAUUACUGGACUUUGCUUAAUGCAGCUACAAUGCAGGUUUUAUCGACAAACUUUGCAAAUCAACCAAAAAUUACUCUUCCAGCUUCAUUAAGUUCUGGAAGUUACCAAGUAUCUCUGAAAAUUCAAGGUGAAUUCUUACAUCUUUCCAGUGCAGUAGUACACACAGGAACAUUCACUAAAGCUCCAAAACCUGUUCCAGUAAUAACUUUUUACAAAGGAAAUACCCAGCUAAGGUAUACUAAUCAAUUCCCAUAUACAAUCAAAAAAGUAAUCGAAUCUCCUUGUAGAGACUCAAAUAAUACAAUAGUACGUUGGGAACAACUAAGCGGACCAUCUAUUGAGUACUCAGUGGACUCCUAUAACAAUCUAUACAUCCCAAAACUCAAAACAUUUGGAAACAAUAACUAUACAUUUAAGGUAUCCGCUUAUUAUACUGAUGCAAAUUAUCAAGGUUCUAGUGAUUUUGUUUUAAUUACACAAUCACCUCCUUUGAGUUUAGAACUUUAUCAAGCUGAAGCAAAGACUGAUCACUCGACUGUUGAGGUUAUUUAUUCAGACCCAGAAUCUGCUUUAAUCUCAAAAAGUGAAACAUGGACUUGGUCUAGCUUGGAUUAUCAAGGACCAAGAUUAUAUACAUUUUUAACUACCCAAUCCAAUCAAAAAUCUUCUAGUCUUUACUUGACAUCCAAUUAUUUUGAUCCUGUGCCAGCAAUGGUCACAAUUCAAUUAAGAAUUGAAAAAUCUGAUGGUAGAUUUGUACAAAAGUCUUCAAUUGUUCGAUUUGGUGCUGUUGCUCCUUCUUUCAACGUAAUCAGUCAACAACCAAACACAGCUUACUUAAAACCAGGCUCUCCAAUUACAAUCCAUUCAUUGGUUUCUUCCUCUUCAACAUCUGUGUUUGUUUCUUGGAGAUUAAACAAUGAAAUGAUUUCAACUACUAAGACAAUAAUUCAAUCAAACUGGGGAAGACAAAUUAAUCAGGUUAUGUUUGACACCUCAAAUCUUGUGGAUGGUACAACAAACACAAUCACAGCAGUUGUUUCAGAUUCAAGCACACAAGGAACAAGUACAACCACAAUAGUUGUGCAAGUGGCUAAACGUCCAUCCCUUUGUGCAUGUGAUAUUACUCCAUCAGUUGGUAUUGCUAUGGAAACACAGUUUUCUUUCGGUUGUACUCAAUGCAAAACAACCGACAACAAUGUUGACUAUAAUUAUGGAUUUAUAGAUGACAGGUCUGGAAUGAAGGUGUCUCUGUAUAAACUCGGAGAAGUAUUUUCAUCUACUUUACCAGCUCCAUUGAAUGGAAAUACCCUUACUUGUUAUAUUGACAUAAUUGAUACUGUGACCGGAGGAUCGGUUAACAUGACAAAGAAAAUAACAGUCAACAAACAAUCAACAACAAGCUUGUCUGAAAUUCAAACCUUGGUAAAGUCUUGGACUGAUACCGUAAAUCAAUACUUGAAAGACGGACAAAUCAGUAAGAGUUUCUACAUGACAGCAACUUUCCUAAGAACCGAUACAGUGCUAGUUAGAGAAGCAAUUAAGGUUCUUGCUUCAACUUCAAGAAGAGAUAUUGUUUGCUCUCAUGGUGUUGAAGUAUCUGGAGUUUGUAAAUGUGCAGACGGUUAUGUUGGUACUAACUGUGAGGUUCCAAUAUUUGGUUACAGUCAAAGCCAGUCUGUAAAAUUAACAGCCUUUACAAACAUUAUUAAGCUUUCUAAUUCAUCUUAUGACAUCAUCAAUGAUGAGUAUUUUACUCUUUUAGUUUUCUCAAUAGAUUCUGUUUUGGAAAAUUAUGAGUAUCUAGAGAAGAAGACUGUUGGACAAGCCCUUGACACUCUGAACCUAUACCUUACAAGUGUAGUUGCUAUUGAUGACUUUAACUUGCCAAACGGAGUAGAAAUUCUUUUGAAAAACAUUAUUCAAAACACUUAUAUUUACGUCGUUGAAAAGCAAAUGUUCACAGACCAAACAGAAAACUCAAAAAAGUUGCUUAUUCUCCUCACUUUAACAACAACUCUCAUGUCAAGAACCAUUUCUUAUGGAAGUUCUUCUAGCGUAUUCAAAACUCAAUAUUUUUCAUAUACAAUGAAUAAGUAUUCAAUUUACGAUUUCCCUCCAAUUGUGUCAGAUAACUCAAGAAUAUGCCAAAUUAUUGUUGAAGGGCUGUUUUUCUCAAAUGCAAAAUCAACAAAACUUUACAGACAACCAUUUGGUUUUGUUAUGACUGUGUCAGAUGACGUUUUCCAAUUAGGACCAACUAUUGGAUUGCAAAAAUCAACUAAAGAAAACAUUCAAGCAAGUUCCUCACUGGUUUCUCCUAUUAUGUCCUUAUCAUUUAAUGGGUUGACUGCUCCUGUUGAUUUUAAUGGUAUCAUCUAUAUUCUUCCAAUCAACAAGACAACUACCUUUAAGAUAUUUGAUCAAGGAACUUUUGAUUAUGUUGAAUCUGUAACUGAAUAUACAUGUAACUCUUUUAAGGAUUCACCAGAAGCAAUUACCAAAUGUAAGCUUGUUGAAAUGAAUGCAACCCACACAAAAUGUAGUUGUUCUACCCUGGGUAAUGUCUUUGUAAUGGAAACCACAACAAUUACAAAAUAUUCCCUUACAAUCUUUGUGAUUAUGGGAGCUUCUAUUAUUGUAAUAGGUAGUGCUAUAGUCACAAUAUUCUCAUUCUGUUGCUGUUGUUGCCGUUGUGUUGUGAUAGGAAGAAGAAGAUUCUCUGAACGUCAUAGCGAGGCAAAGAUAGUUCGUGUUAAGCAUGAUGUUAGAGCAAUGUUUUUGGAAAAACCAGGUACAAAUGACUUUGUUACAACAGAAAGAGUUCAACUAAGGAAUGAUAACAAUAAGGUUACAAGAACUAUUAUAACUACAGACCCUCUCUUAGUUACAAAUAACACAAAGACAGUUGUUAUGCAAAGCCCAAGAAUGUACACAAAGGAAACAACCUAUGUUACCAAAACUCAUCAUCACCAAGGAGGACAAACAGUUGUUUUUGAUACACCUAGACCUGAAGUUGUCAUAGCAUCUCGCCCAAGGGUUCUUGAGGAAAUUGUAACCAAUCGACCAGUUGUUGUGAGAAGAAAUCAAGUUCAACCAAUGGAUGUUGAACUUGUUGAGAGAAGAAGAUAUUAA